Thamnophis sirtalis is the source of this 1255-nucleotide messenger RNA. NCBI's taxonomy places the organism in Eukaryota, Metazoa, Chordata, Lepidosauria, Squamata, Natricidae. The record is from RefSeq and is a predicted model, not a curated record.
CCCUUGUCGUGCGGUUUCUCACCAAGAGGUUCAUUGGAGACUAUGAAGCCAACACGGGUGCUUUAUACUCCAGAAAAUUCACCAUUGACGGAGAACAGAUUUCCUUACAAGUCCAGGAUACGCCGUUUGUUUCUCUGGAGGACGAGAACGACGCCAUCUGUUGCCAGGAGCAGAUCAACCGCUCCAUUUAUUGGGCCGACGGCUUCGUCUUCGUCUACUCCAUCACGGACUAUGAGAGCUACCGCGUCAUCCGCCCGUUGCACCAGCACAUCCGGAAGAUUCACCCCAACGCCAACAUCCCUUUGCUGCUAAUGGCCAACAAGGGGGACCUGCUCCGAGCCAGGCAGGUGUCCACAAAGGAGGGCCACCAGCUUGCCAAUGAGCUGGGCUGCCCGUACUCAGAGGUCUCUGCGCGGGAGAACUGCGAAGGGGUUCACGGGGCCUUUCAGCAGCUGUGCCAAGAGCUGAGCCGGAUCAUUGGGAAUUGCAACGGGGAGAAGCGGAGGGGCCUCCAUCUCAUCCGGCCCAAAUCGCCCAACAUGCAAGAACUGAAGAGGAGGCUCAAGCAAGCCUUGUCUUCCAAAGGCAAAACUGCCACCGUGCUCUGAUGAAUUGCCAAGGGACCGUUCGGGCUGGGCCACAGCAGGCCAAGAAUAGCCAUGUGGGCCUAGUGAUGGUCACCUCGCCAACUGUUUUGGGGGUGAAAGAAGCCCUUUUCAGAAAUGAGACUAGGAGGGCUGGGAAUUUGGGGAGUUAAGCCCUUUCACUAGACCAGAGGUCUCCAAACCUGGCCAUAUGCUGGCUGGGGAAUUCUGGGAAUCAAAAUCCACAAGACUCAAAGUUACCAAGUUUGGAGACCCCAAUCCAAAGGAAAGCCUUCAUUCUCAGGAUUAAUUACAGCUUCUUCACCUGCAGGAGACAAACGGGAAUACCUCUACCUGUUCACUCCCAUUUGGCUUCAGUCAUCAUCUUAAUUCUUUCCCCAUAUGUCAGACAACUGUUUUCUCUAAUGUUUAGGUGCCAAAUGUAUGUUUAUGUAUGGCCUUUAAAGGAAAAAAAAUAACUGCACAUAUAAAUGCCUUAAACACAGUUAGGAAACUGGCAGGACAAGAAGAGAGAUGGUUGGUGGUCUCUCUGUUGGACAAUCAGCUCCUACUGUAGAGGAGGACCUUCCUGUUCCACCAUAGCAACAACCAGCAGAACCUUUUAAGAGAAGAAGAGGAAAACCAACCAACCAACCAACCAACCAACCAAC